ACUCCGACCCGGAAACAGAAAGCAGACCGGAGCGGAAACACAUGUGACAUGGAUGAGUUGGAAAAUGCUGUGAGGCAGUUGAAGCUAUCCAACGACAAUGGACUCCAGGGUCAAGCAGAGUCCGUGGACAUGUCUGUCUGUGUCAGUUGUAUGCUUAAGGCUCUGGCUGAAAAUGGAAGUGAAGCCGGUCAAGUGAUCCUUUCCCAUGAAGUUCUGCCCAAGUUGUGUCCACUGCUAGGUCCUGACUGCAAAGAUGCUGCCAAUGUGGCCAAACUGGUCGCUGAAUUAGCCAAAAAUGAAUUUUUAAGACUGCCUUGUGUUGAAGCUGGUCUUGUCCAACCAUUGGUGGAACUGCUGUCAUGUGAUGAGAGUGCAGCAGUGAAACAGAGUUGCAGGGCACUAGGCAACAUCUGCUUUGAUAAUGAUCCAGCAAGGGAUGCGGUAAAGUCCCUGGGUGGUUUGGAGAAGCUGUUUGCCAUACUGCAGAGUCUUACGUCUUCCCAGUCCCAGCCUGACCAUAGCGGCAUGUGCACCGUGGGCUGUGGCUUCUUAUUAAACCUCACCAAUACACAUGAGAGCUUACAGUCAAUGGCAUUAUCCCUUGGUGCAGUCAAGGUGCUAGAGGAGAUUCUUCAACAAAACUUUGAGGACCUUUCUGUGUGUCAGAUGGUUCUACUGUGUGUGGGCAGCCUUGCUGAGUCAGAUGCGGGAAAAGAAACCCUUUAUGAGCCCAACUUUGCCGGUGAUCUGGUGACGAUGAUGGACACUGAGGUUGGGUCAGACCUGAUGGAAACUAUACUGGAGCUGUUAGCAACAUUGGCUGAACAUGAUGGAAUCAAGCUGCAAAUUGUUCAAGCCGGUGUGACUGCUACCCUUCUGAGGCUAAGUGCUGAAUCUGAGGAUGCAAAUGAGGGUGAUGACUCUAGCUUAUCCAAAGCUGCAGCUGACCUUAUUGUCCAGUUGCUGACUGGAGAUGAGAGCAUGAAGCUGCUGUAUGACUCUGGAGAAGGACAGGUGCUGAAGGAAGUCAUGUCACUGUGGCUGCCAUCAGACAGGGAUCAUCUACAGGUGGCAGGUGUGCUGGCUGUGGGCAACUUUGCCAGAAAUGAAGAAAAUUGUGUACAGCUGGUUGCCAUGGGGAUAGUGGAGCCCCUCCUCACUCUCCUCCACAAGCAUGAUGGGAAGGUGGCGGCCAUGAACAUGCAGCACGGUGUACUGAGUGCCCUGAGGAACCUCGCCAUUCCAGUUGCUAACAAAGAGGUUCUGCUGAAGGCUGGUGUGCUGGAUGCUCUGUUGAGCUGCCUGGAUGUGGACAUUUCUCCUGUGCAGUUUAAAUUACUCGGCACUUUGAGGAUGCUGGUAGAUGGACAAGAGUCGACAGCUGUGCAGGUAGGUAAGGAUGCAGCAGUGGUGGGGAGACUGGUGGAGCUGGGACGAGUGGUGGAGCAUGCAGGGGUGAUGGGGGAGGCUCGCAGGCUGCUGGCAGCCAUCGUCAAACAUUCCAGGUCCAAGGAGGUGGUGUCUUGUGUUGUCAAUCAAGGGGGUGUGGCCCAUCUGGUCACCAUGGCAACUUCAGAAUACCCGGUGAUGCAGAAUGAGGCUCUGAUUGCUCUGACUAUAGCUGCAACUGUCAGUCCAGAAUCUGCAGUAGGAAGUCUGGAGUCUGCAGAAGUAGCGAAUGCCAUCCACAGACUGCUGGGGGACCAGAACUGUGAUCCACAUGUUCAGUGUAACGUCAUGGCACUGGUCAGUUCUCUCCUCCACUCAGAUCCUUUGUAUGCAGAGUUUGCGAGCAAAGGCGUGUUGGACCAGGUUCAACAACUCUGCAGUCACGACAAUGAACUCCUCUCACAGAAUGCAAGGAUGGUGCAAGAAAAAAUACAACUUCGUGGAACAUGAAUUGAUACCAAGUUUUGUACCAACAUAUCUUAAAAUGUGUAGAAAGUGCUGACACAAUUAUGUUAGCCUUUCCAGGUAAGAAUCGGUAUUCAAAUGGCAAAGAUAUGAAUUCAAAUGGAUGCAACACACCUCCUAAUAUAAGGGGUCAAUCAGGAAUUGUCAAAUUUCAUCAAUAUAAGUGGAGACUUGUAAGCACUGGAAAAUCUAUGAUACUACUAUAUGCCAUAAGCAUAGUAUUACGAGUCUCUUGAUGUUGCAAGCAUCCAGAGAACCAUCUGUGUGUCAUAGUAAGAGUACUAAAUUAAAUGUUAUAACUGAUUAAUGUAUGUUACUGAACAAAGUUGAUAGAUCAGCUCUGGCAAAGUUCGAAUGAUUGAAAAUUAAACAGAUGAAG
Molecule: messenger RNA, 2293 nt
Organism: Branchiostoma belcheri (Belcher's lancelet)
Lineage: Eukaryota; Metazoa; Chordata; Leptocardii; Amphioxiformes; Branchiostomatidae
Product: rap1 GTPase-GDP dissociation stimulator 1-like
Exons: 15
Coding region: 49-1899 (616 amino acids)
Biological process (GO): positive regulation of GTPase activity
Cellular component (GO): cytosol
Molecular function (GO): guanyl-nucleotide exchange factor activity; protein binding
Source: RefSeq, a predicted model, not a curated record